GAACAGCAACCCAUAUUGAUUUUCUGACCAAUCAAAAAAAGACAAAUCACUCUUCAGGCAAACCAGGAGUCUUGACUUAAGCUUACCUGGACUUGGAUCUUUGCCAACCUUUUAAAAUCACCUUUCAAAAAAUGUCCCAAAACUCUGUAGAAACAUCUCUGAACUUCAGAUACAGCAUUUGACAGGAAACUAAUGUUAUUUAAUUACAAACUUAACUUUGGAUGUUUUGGUGGGGAAAAAAUACUUCUGAAAGUAGUAUUCAAAUUCAAAGCUGGUGGGUGGAGUUGGGGUGUGUGAAGGUGCAUAAAUAGGCAGUAGGAACAGCAGCGUUCACACUGUAACCGGGAUCACCUUCCAAUCCUGGCAGGCAUCUGGGAGAGGAAACAAGGAGCAGCCAUGGAGAAGAGUUACGUGUCCAUGUUCCUGCUGCUCGUUGCCAUCUCCUGUGCUCUGGCAAAGGAUGUGGGCAAGAAGGAGACAAAGGAGACUACAGCUAAACCGAAACUACCUCAGACACUCUCCAGAGGCUGGGGAGACCAGCUCAUCUGGACGCAGACGUACGAGGAAGCGCUCUUCCGUGCCAAGCACAGCAACAAACCCCUGAUGAUUAUCCACCACUUGGAGGACUGCCCACACAGCCAAGCACUCAAGAAGGUCUUUGCUGAACAUAAAGAUAUACAGAAAUUGGCUGAAAAAUUCAUUCUCCUGAACCUUGUGUAUGAAACCACAGACAAGAAUCUUUCACCUGAUGGCCAGUAUGUCCCUCGGAUUUUAUUCAUAGAUCCUUCCCUGACUGUGAGAGCAGAUAUUACUGGAAGAUACUCAAACCGUCUCUAUGCAUAUGAGCCCUCUGACAUUUCACUGUUGUAUUCAAAUAUGCAGAAAGCCAUGAAGCUCCUGAAGACUGAACUGUAGGGGACGAAGGAAACCCUCAAAUACUAUGAGGUCUGAUCUUCCAUUUCUUCUCCACUCAUUGAAGCUGGCGAAGAGACUAUUUAGUGAUAUUUAGUGAUGUGUAGUGUCAGUUUAUAUACAUAAACACUACAGUUUUACAUUAGCACUUUUGUACUGGGCAGCAUUUUUAAAAGCUGGAGGCUUUUAAUUUAAGACGUACAGAAGAAUACUGUAUGAUCCAAUUGUAAAAACGAUUUUUUAAAAAAUAAAUCCAUUUCAAGUGUUUACAUACAAAA
Messenger RNA from Athene cunicularia (burrowing owl), 1190 nucleotides. It is a transcript of the gene AGR2, whose product is annotated as anterior gradient 2, protein disulphide isomerase family member. The transcript has 8 exons. Gene Ontology annotation, molecular function: dystroglycan binding. Lineage: Eukaryota; Metazoa; Chordata; Aves; Strigiformes; Strigidae. The record is from RefSeq and is a predicted model, not a curated record. The coding region runs from base 397 to 915 and encodes 172 amino acids. Gene Ontology annotation, cellular component: endoplasmic reticulum.